Capsicum annuum is the source of this 1564-nucleotide messenger RNA. Its product is annotated as malate dehydrogenase, chloroplastic. Gene Ontology annotation, biological process: malate metabolic process; tricarboxylic acid cycle. The transcript is spliced from 2 exons. NCBI's taxonomy places the organism in Eukaryota, Viridiplantae, Streptophyta, Magnoliopsida, Solanales, Solanaceae. Gene Ontology annotation, molecular function: L-malate dehydrogenase (NAD+) activity. Gene Ontology annotation, cellular component: mitochondrion; cytoplasm. Bases 191 to 1429 code for a protein of 412 amino acids. The record is from RefSeq and is a predicted model, not a curated record.
AGUUAUGAGAAAACUCCUUUCCAUAUCUUCUGGAACAUUCUUCUCUAUCUGCCUUAACAGAAGAACCAGUAAAACUUCAAAGAAUUUCAAGAUUUUCAAUUUGUUUUUAUUUUUUAUUUUUAUUUUCUUUGUUGUUGUUAUUAAAUUACUUGAAGACUGAUUCUUGGAUUUGUGUAUUUGAGUGGGUGAAAUGGCAUCAGCAUCAGCAACUACUCUCUCCGUUGGCUCAGCUGCAUCAUUUGGCUCCAUAGUGAGCCCAAAAUUACAAUCAAAGGCCUUCGUUGCGAAAUGUAAUGCCAGGAACUACCUUAGGAAUUUCAGUGGCCUCAAGGCAGAGGCAUUUGUACAAUGUGAAUCGGAGUCAUCGUUUCUGGGAAGGGAAAGUGUUGCAGCUCUUCGACAAUCCAUUACUCCUAAGUCCCAAAAGGAUAAGCAGAGAUCAUGGAACCAUGUUCAGCCCCAAGCAUCUUAUAAAGUGGCUGUUCUUGGAGCUUCUGGCGGCAUAGGCCAGCCUCUAGCUCUUCUGAUUAAGAUGUCACCACUAGUUUCAUCGUUGCACCUCUACGAUAUUGCAAAUGUCAAAGGUGUUUCAGCAGACCUCAGCCAUUGCAACACGCCCGCUCAGGUUUUUGACUUUACGGGAGCUUCUGAAUUGGCCAAUUCUUUGAAAGGUGUGGAUGUAGUCGUCAUACCAGCCGGCGUUCCCAGAAAGCCUGGUAUGACACGGGACGAUUUGUUCAACGUUAAUGCUAAUAUUGUGAAAGGCUUGGUUGAGGCUGUUGCUGACAAUUGUCCAGACGCCUUCAUCCACAUUAUCACCAAUCCAAUCAACUCCACGGUGCCAAUUGCUGCCGAGGUCCUGAAGCAAAAGGGUGUUUAUGAUCCUAAGAAACUCUUCGGUCUUACCACCCUCGACGUUGUCAGGGCAAACACAUUCGUCGCUCGGGAGAAAAACCUGAGACUCAUAGACGUUGACGUCCCUGUGAUUGGUGGGCACGCGGGGAUAACAAUUCUGCCCUUGCUAUCAAAGACAAGACCAUCAAUUGCUUUCACUGACGAAGAAGUGCAGGAACUAACCGCGAGGAUCCAAAACGCUGGCACAGAGGUUGUCGAGGCAAAGGCAGGAGCCGGAUCUGCAACACUGUCAAUGGCAUAUGCAUCAGCUAGAUUUGUCGAGUCCUCACUACGCGCCCUCGAUGGUGAUGCUGAUGUAUACGAGUGUUCUUACGUGCAAUCUGACUUGACGGAACUUCCAUUCUUUGCAUCAAGAGUUAAACUAGGAAGGAAAGGCAUCGAGGCGUUGAUUUCAUCUGAUCUCAAUGGAUUAACUGAGUAUGAACAAAAGUCUUUGGAAGCUUUAAAGCCAGAGCUGAAAGCUAGCAUUGAGAGGGGGAUAGCUUAUGCUCAAAAACAAGCAGUGACUUCUUAAAAUCAUGUUAUGUUACAUAGCCUAAAGCUAUGAGAAAUGGUUUUAGAUAAUUUUUAGGAAAGAUUCUCAGCAUGACAAUUUUGUAUGGUUCAAUUUACUAGGGCCCUCAUUUUUUUAAAAAAAUUGGUCUAAACA